GGAAAAAGCCCCCGGUCCAGGAAGCGCUACACGUAGUUUUCCCGACGAAUCUGCUGCAUCUGAUAAGACAGAAGAUCUUGUUCUGGGACCAGGUGAGGGUGUAAUUGGUUUAGUAGAGGAUGGGGCUGCCAACGCAGGAGAUGCGGCUGCCAAUCUAAGAGGUCUCACGAAUGCUGAUGUGCGAGCAGCGCUAAGAGGCGUCACGAAUGCUGAUGUCCGAGUAGCAGUGUCUGCGCAUAGUGCACUAGUGUUGCAGCGAGCAUGGCAGAUAGUGAACGGGCACACUUUUCCUCGAGUGCUGCAACAGCACGCUUUUUCUGGAUUGAACGACGGGUUUGUUGACAGCACCGUGCGGCCAUUGCUCGAUCAGGAAAAACAACUAAUCGCCGUACCCGAUCACGACUUUGUGGAUAAAAUCAGUCUGGACAGUUUCACCGGUUAUCUAGCCGUACAACAUUAUGGCUGUGAUAGUGUCGUAGGUCGUCGCGUAGAAGUAGAAAGCCAAAAGAAUGAUGUAGUCGAAAACUGAAAAUAGGCGAGUAACAAAUACAAUUUAACCGAGUAUCUGAGAUUAUAUUAUUUAGAUUACUCGCUUAUUUCAGUCAACAAAGUAUGGAGAAAACAUAAUCAUUGUAUAUCAGUUAUAGCAAGUAGAGCGAGGUUAUUUGCUCUCGUCAUGCUGCCUUGGAAACAGCAAAAGACUUGUUAGCUACGCUGAUGUCAAGAAUGCUCUAGUACUAAUAGGAGUAAGUAUGAUGGGGACAGACCAGUUUCUUCAGCAAGUCUUUCCUUCCUACUAAUUCUAUGCUUCCCACUCUGAUCUAAUCUCACAAGAAGCAUCUUCCCCAGCCACGUGAGAUGACGGAUGAGCAGGAGAAGGAGGAGAUUUCGGGACAGCUGCGGGAAUUGCAAGGUAUCCACGUACAUCUCUUUGGGCGCAAUGCGGGACUAGCGCACGUUAUUGUGUUUUUCUUCCACCUCUUGUAUCGCGCUGGCCGCGACCGUGAGCUCUUCUGCGUCCUACGAGCACUCGCGACAGCUGACGUGACAUUACGGCUUCCGCUGAAGGAGCAUUCUCUUCCUCAGCAGCAUCCUUGAUGGCUCUUCUUUUUCUGCUUGAAAAAAGGAUGCACUCAGGGAUGCUCUAAUGACGAUAGCUCUAAUGACGAUUUCGGACGAACAAAAACGGCAAGCACGACCAACACUUCUUACGGCUUCGUUAUCAUCAUGCGUUUUAUGCUGGUUAGCAGAUUUCGACAAGUAGAUCAGAAGUGCUACUUUUUCAUACAAGAACUUGCUUCUGCAACUAACUUUAGAAUUUGACUUGUUCAAGAUGAUGAUCUACACGGAUCAUGACUUCCAUGAUCUGUAGGUGCAAAGUAGAUAAUUAUCCAGGAAAACUUCUCAGACCACAGAUGUAGAGUCCUUAGUUUCACAGGAAGGAAACAACUCAAACAGAUGUAACCAAGAAAAGAGCUAAAGGGCAGCUCUCGUUCUUCUUUCUCGUCCUCUAAAUUGAAGCAUGGAGUCCCUCACACAGACGCUUUUCCAUCUCAGGCAGCGAAGAAUCUAUGUUUAUGGGGAGAUUUGCUAGGGCCGGAGGAUAA
Molecule: messenger RNA, 1607 nt
Organism: Amoebophrya sp. A25
Lineage: Eukaryota; Dinophyceae; Syndiniales; Amoebophryaceae
Source: the annotation of a GenBank genome assembly